Messenger RNA from Athalia rosae (coleseed sawfly), 2281 nucleotides. It is a transcript of the gene Y-e3, whose product is annotated as protein yellow-like. The coding region runs from base 230 to 1609 and encodes 459 amino acids. The record is from RefSeq and is a predicted model, not a curated record. Lineage: Eukaryota; Metazoa; Arthropoda; Insecta; Hymenoptera; Athaliidae. The transcript is spliced from 6 exons. Gene Ontology annotation, cellular component: extracellular region.
AAAUUCUUGGCUCGAAGCGAAUCGACCUCUGCCAUCGGUUCGAAUCGCGUUGGUUCACAGUUAGGUUCGUACAAGUUACAAAAUUGGAGAUCGACGAGCGACUGGAGUCGAAGAGUUAAUUAGGAUUCGGCCAGGCGUCGGGGAAUAUUUAUUUUCAAAAGAAUCGUUAAAACCUCAUACAACAUUUUUGUACACGUAUAAAUUGCGAAUAGUUUUUGCAAACUGGUAUAUGACGCGUUGGAGUGCAGAGUGGAUUGUAGACGUCGAUAUUAAAAUGGCGACAAAAAAAGCGUCGAUUCUGGCGCAGUUCGCCGCUAUUUUUCUCACCCUCCUCGUCGCCGAUGUACGCUGCAACGAUCCGAACGACAAACUUCGCGCCGUCUACUCUUGGAAGGCCUUAGAAUUCACCUUCCCGAAUGAACAGGCCAGAGAAGCUGCGAUAGCCGUGGGAGAUUUCAUACCCGGAAGUCCGAUGCCAAUCGACGUGGACACUUAUCUGCACGACGGCAGAUUCGGCAGGCGGAUAUUCGUGACGAUUCCGAGAUUCCAGAAGGGGGUGCCGGUCACCCUGGGGUUCGUCACUACCGAGGUGACCGCCGACGGAAAUCCGAAAAUCGCACCCUAUCCCAACUGGAAUUGGCAGAGAAGCGGCGACUGCGACGGUCUCACCAGCGUGUGGAGGAUCGAGAUCGACCGGUGCGGACGACUCUGGGUAAUGGACACGGGAAAAAUCGAAGAGCGUCAAGUCUGCCCGGCCCAGUUAUUAGUUUUCUCGCUGGAGACGAAUCGUCUGAUAUCGCGGUACAGAUUCCCGCAGAGUCAAGUGAGGGAGAGCUCGUUAUUCGUAACACCGAUAGUCGACGCGCGGGGACACAUGUGCCACGACACUUUCGUCUACAUAGCGGACGUCUCGGGAUUUUCACUGCUCGUCUACGACCACCAGAAUCUCCGCAGCUGGAGGAUAAGCAACAAUUUGUUCUACCCGUAUCCCAAUUACGGUACGUUCGACAUAAAGAAUGAGGUUUUCGACCUGAUGGACGGUAUAUUGGGGAUGACUUUGAGCCCCCUGAGGCCCUACGGAGACAGGAUUCUCUACUUUCAUUCCCUGGCGAGCAAAGUCGAGUCCUACGUUCCAACGUCUGUGAUAAGGAACUACACGUUGUUCGCGGAUAAUCCGGAAGCGGCUAGCCGUUCGUUCGUAGCUUUCAAAAACGAGAGGAGCACCCAAUCGGCGGCUCAGGCGAUGGACAAAAACGGAGUAUUGUUUUUCGGACUGCUGUCGGAACUGGCGAUCGGAUGUUGGAACAGCGUGAACUACGAUUACGGCGACGAGUUCAUCGAAAGGAUAGCGCAGAACGAGGACACCCUCCAGUUCCCGUCGGGGAUAAAGGUAAUCACGUCGAAGAACGGUCGUCAGGAAUUGUGGGUGAUGACGAUAUCGUUCCAGCGAGUUAUGACGGGUACGAUGAGUCCGAACGAGACGAAUUUCCGCAUCCAGGCGGCUGUGAUCGACGAACUAGUUCGCGGCACGAAAUGCGACGUAGCCUCGAUAAACAUCAAUUCCGUAAGACAGUCGACCCACGGAUCGCUCACCUUUCCGACGGAAUGAAUGUCGAGACCCCGCGAAAAGUUCGACGGGCCCGAAAUCGUCGCAUACUUUUCGCGGGGGCUUAAAAAAUUUCGCCAUCGCGGUCCCCUGGAUUCGACGAGACUCCGCGUCGCUCCCAAAACGUACAGUUUUUACGUCGACCAUUCUCGAAAUCCGGGGCAUUGAUCUCCCGAUCCACCUCAAUGGGGUACGGAAUCAUCCUUGCGAUGGCGAAAUUAUUUAUUAUGAAGAAAUACACUGUCGUUACUAAUCAUAGUUACGGUGUUCAAACUAGUCGCUUUUCUGUUUUUCAAUUUUUAGUGUGUAACGUGAACUCUUUUUUUUUCUCUCUCUCUCUCUGUACCCACUAGAUAUAUUCAUCGAUAAUCUCAUCCGGAGUGAAAUGAUACUCUCGUAAUUGACGAUGUAAUUAAUUCAUCGCACCGCUGAACAGCGUGAUCGUAUAUUAAUAUAUAUAUAAUUUAUUAUAACUAAUAAACUAGUGAAAAGCUAACAAUACGUAGACUAGCCGUUAUUCGCGAACUCGAAGAAUAGAAAAGAUUUUUGUUGUUUUAAUCGUUUUAUCCGUUAAUACCGACCAAAAAUAAGAUUGGUUUUUUUUUAAUCUAAGAAUAUUGUAAAUUAUUUCCGAUGUGACAUGGAUCAAUAAAUUUAUCCGUUGAUUGAAAAUAA